AUGGCAGGAAUAGUACCAAAUCUUCAGGACAACGAUCAGCUGGAGCCGCUUAAUAACAAUUAUACUCUCAGAAACAAUAAAAUUGAGGCCAAGAGUGAAGAAUUCGUGGAAGAGGACGAACCUAAAGAGGUGAUAGUGAAGAGUCGGCGUAUAGAAUCUUUUGAAGUGCCUUCUGGAUUGCUGAUCGUUACCUACGAAGCAGGUCCCAAUAGUUACAAGUAUACUUUCGAGUUGAGGAGAAAAACCGAUGAUAGGACACUCCGACUAGAGCUUUCUUACUUUUUUCUAUGGUCAUUACAACAUUUCACAUAUAGAAUCAAUGAAAGUGGCGCUGUGCGUGAGGAAUCCGUGGAACUGGUCAAACCUGGAGAGCUGAUAGUGAAGGGUCAGCUCAUACAACAGUAUGCAUCGCCGUCCGGAAUUCUGACCGUUACCUACGAAGCAGGUCCCAAUGGCUAUGUGGCCAAGUACACUUUCGUGUCGACACAAGGUCAAGGAAUACCACCACUUGGGCUAAGUCCAAGCGCUUUGAAGGCAGUAACUGGCUAACCGAGUUAUCGACUUACAUAUUUUAUAAUUGAAAGAAAUUAAUAAAUUUAAAAUAUGGAUAAACAAUAAAUUGUCACACUCAAAAAAGA
Drosophila hydei is the source of this 638-nucleotide messenger RNA. RefSeq lists its product as uncharacterized. The transcript is spliced from 3 exons. The coding region runs from base 1 to 549 and encodes 182 amino acids. Lineage: Eukaryota; Metazoa; Arthropoda; Insecta; Diptera; Drosophilidae. The record is from RefSeq and is a predicted model, not a curated record.